Messenger RNA from Drosophila serrata, 2834 nucleotides. It is a transcript of the gene hoe2, whose product is annotated as hoepel2. Gene Ontology annotation, biological process: transmembrane transport. The record is from RefSeq and is a predicted model, not a curated record. Gene Ontology annotation, cellular component: membrane. NCBI's taxonomy places the organism in Eukaryota, Metazoa, Arthropoda, Insecta, Diptera, Drosophilidae.
GGCAAAGAUGUACACUGCUGCUGCUGCUGCUUCUCUGCCUCGCAUUUUCCCGUGAAAAUAAAUACAUUCUGGAGAAUCUCCCACGCUCACUCUCUGGCAGCAGCUCCUCCUCUGCCCGCUUCUAGAUUUUCGCAUUUCGCAACUCGCUGAUUUUUCCGGGCCAUGGGUUUGCGGGAUACGUUCCGUUUACGGCCGGAUAGCCCCGGUCGGGAUAAGUGCAGCAUUGAGAUGCGACAUCGUAGUCCAAAGACAGGAUGCCAGCACAACCAGGUGGCCGCUGUCCAGGUCACCGAGCAAUCCCUUCAAGUGUGGCGUGCUUUGCCCGCCGAAAUACGACAUGAUCCCAGCAUGGCUAGUUUUCAAAUGGAGAAUGAGAGGAUUCAUGGUUCCUCCGCUGGCGGCAGUGACGAUGACGAUGAGGAGGAGGAGGACUACGAUGGCUAUAAUGAGGUGGACAAGAGGAACAAUGGUCGCCUGCAGGACGAACCGGGUUCCAGUUAUGCUGGCUCUGAUUUCUUGGAUAUUAAGCAUCGGCCGGGUGACGAAAAUGCCACCGAUGACGAGGCCACCACCCAUUCCGACCACGAGCCAGCCAAUGGUCCUGGUAAUGCCAAAACCCAGGCCAGACGACUGCAUCACAAAUCGAAGCGUUCCAAAGAGCAGCGUCAACGGGACAAGCUCUGGAAGCGAGGUGGCCUGCUCAUCUUCUGGCUGCUGGCCGCCGUGGUGCUCAUCUCUGUGGGAGAGAAGCAUCUGCUGGAGAAAACCAUAGAUGUGCCGCAGGGCGAGCAGGGAAAGUUUUUCAAGCUGCUGCAAAAACCAACUGGCGAUUUUCGUUUGAAAAUCCAUGGGGCUUUCAGGGAACUUUCCACGCGCAAUGCAGCUGAAAAUGAGACCGAGAGUUUCGGAUUUCUGACGGUGCAGCCGCAGGUGUCCGCUUACCUGGGCGAGAAUCGCAGCAAGGUAUUUCAGGACAUUCUUCCAGCUUGGCGCCUGCCUCUGCUCUCCGAGGAGGAACUGGAACGUGCUCCGGCGGUGGCCAGUAAUCGCACCUACCUAAUGACCGAGGAGCUGAGUGAAAAACUAUCCGAGAAGAACAGCGAAUUCCGUUUGCAUAUCUACAGUGAUGUGGAAACAGAUCUGGCCAUAGUCCUCAACUAUAAUCCUUUGAUAGUGAAUGCCAGAACGGGCAGCAUCCUAGCUGGCCUGAUCCUGCUGAUAUUCUAUGCCCUGCUGGUAUGGGAGCUCUUCGAGAGACCCUUUGUGGCCAUGAUCUGCUCCAUUCUCUCAGUGACGGCUCUAGCCUGCUUUAAUGAUCGUCCCAAUAUGGAUGAGAUUAUCCAGUGGAUGGACAUGGAGCUGCUUACCCUGCUCUUCUGCAUGAUGCUCAUUAUUCUGAUACUGACCGAGACUGGGGUCUUCGAUUACCUGGCCGUGUUUUGCUUCGAGAUCUCCGGCGGCAAGAUUUGGCCCAUGAUAUAUAGCCUCUGCUUGGUCACCUGCCUGGUGUCCAGUGUGCUUGAUAACAUGACCACUGUGCUCCUGCUCACCCCUGUGGCUAUCAGGCUGUGCGAGGUAAUGCAACUGGAUCCGCUGCCCGUGGUUAUGGGUAUUAUAGUGCAUGCCAAUAUCGGAGGAGCUCUGACCCCCAUUGGGGAUCCCAUUAGCAUUAUAGUCAGCACUAAUCAUUUUAUAGUGGAGAGUGAUGUCACCUUCUUGACCUUCGUGGCCCACACCUUUCCGGGCGUCCUCUUGGCCGUUGUCCAGAGCUGUGUCUAUCUGCGCCUCUUCUAUCACAACAUUGAUGCCUUGCGCCUAAAUGAACCCAAGGAGAUGAGUGAACUGAGGCGGGAGAUCAAGGUGUGGCAACGGGCUCUCAAUGCCGUGGCUUCCUGCUCCAAGGAUGCCCAGUUGGUACGAGGAACGCUUCAGGGUAAAGUCAAGGCAUUAAAGAGGAAUCUCCGGCGUUUGCAGAAGGGUGUGGGAUCCUCUGAGGUCUAUACCCAUACACUGGAUGAGCUGAAGCAGAAGUAUCCCAUCAAAAACAAGACGCUGCUCUUUCAGUCCGCCGGAGCCCUGAUCUUUGUCAUCGUUUGCUUCUUCAUCCAGUCUGUGCCGCACUGGAGGACCCUGCCCCUGGGCUGGGUGGCCCUGCUGGGUGUUAUCCUGCUGUUGAUUAUCCUAAAUCGCGAUGACAUGGAGCACCUGAUGCACCGCAUCGAAUGGACCACGCUGCUCUUCUUCGCCGCCAUGUUCGUGAUGAUGGAGUGCGUGGAGCGUCUGGGGAUCUUUUCCUGCAUUGGCGAGCUCACCGAGCAUGUGAUCCUCUCGGUUAGCUUGGGCAACCGCCUGGCUAUGGCUAUAUUCAUGAUCCUCUGGAUGUCGGCCCUGGCCUCAGCCAUUUUGGACAGCAUUCCAGUGACGGCUAUGAUGGUGAAGCUGGUAACAUCGCUGGUGGCAAAGCCUUCGCUGGGCUUGCCACUCGAGCCCCUCAUUUGGGCCGUCACCCUGGGAGCCUCGAUGGGAGGCAAUGGAACGCUAUAUGGAGCAUCGGCCAAUGUAAUUGCAGCGGGUAUAGCGGAGCAACAUGGCUAUAAGCUCUCCUUCACCCGAUAUCUGCGCACCGUGUUCCCCAUGAUGCUGGGACAGAUCACCUUGAUGACGGCCUACCUGCUGGUGGCCCACAUUGUCUUUGAGUGGCACUGAGAUGCUCUAUUCCACCUAAUAAUAUGUUUAUAAAUUAUAUCUAAAGGAAAUUAUGUUAUUUUACCUCAAUUUCGUUGUGGUUUUGACCUUUUACAUUCGACUCUUGGUGUGUGUUUUCUAAAUAAUAU